UUUCCGCCGAAGAUUACGAUGCAAAACAUGACACUGUUGUUCCGACUUUGAUAGUUUAUUUAUUCGAUGCUAAAGAUGAUAAAAGCGAUUAUAAAAAUGAUGGAAAAAAUGAUGGAAAAGAACUUCCUGUAACCGGGGGAAUACCGAAUAAAAAAACUAAACGCCAUGAAUUUCUUUCUCUAUUAUCAUUUUUCUUCUUAACUUCCGAAGAAGAAUCGAAAAAAAAAUCAAAC
Dentiscutata erythropus is the source of this 233-nucleotide messenger RNA. NCBI's taxonomy places the organism in Eukaryota, Fungi, Glomeromycota, Glomeromycetes, Diversisporales, Gigasporaceae. The record is from the annotation of a GenBank genome assembly.